CAAAGUUCGCGAUCCACGGGCAAAUUUUGAGCAAUCCAUUCGCGUGUUGAAGCACGCCAAGGAAGUUCAGCCCGACGUGAUUUCCAAAACGUCGAUCAUGCUUGGCCUGGGGGAGACGGACGAACAGUUGCAUGCCACCCUGGAAAGAUUACGUGAAGCCGAUGUGGAUUGUUUGACCUUGGGACAGUAUAUGCAGCCAACAAAACGGCAUCUGAAGGUGGAAGAAUAUGUUGCUCCGGAGAAAUUUAAACACUGGGAGAAAGUUGGAAACAGCCUCGGAUUUCAUUACACAGCCAGUGGGCCUCUUGUGCGUUCUUCUUACAAAGCAGGUGAAUUUUUCUUGAAAAACUUAAUCCACAAGAGAAAGAAGAAGGACAUCUGAUGCCUCUUAAGACCGAGAAGAAGAAUCCCACUCUUGUGUUCUAGAUGGCAGCAUCACGGAUAAAUCCAAUAAAAACAACUCGGAAAGCUUUCGUUGCUUUAUAAAAAAAAAAAAGAAUACAAAAUAUUUUAUUUUGUUCCUGGACCCUGACAUGCUCUGAUAUUGUACAAAACAAAGAUAUCACUCAUUAUCCAAUAACUAGCAUCCAGAUACAUCAAGAAAAACAGAGGUAGAAUGAGACACAUACAUUAAGGAAUCAAAAGAUGCAUUUUCCCCCCUCUCUCAUCUAUAAUCAUGGUUUGUUCCAUUAUUAGCCCACAUCGCAUCGCUAAACGUCUUUUCAAUGACGCUCCUGGGACACGAGUGAUUCUCAGUCAUCAUCCUUGUUUGCAUAAAGCACAAUGAAAUCACUUUUCUCGUUGGCCUUAAAAUAGGAUUAGAAGCAUCUCUGUACCGUAAAUGAUAUUCUUAAUUAAAACUGUUGGAUUGGAAAUGAUAUUCGCGAUUAAACUGUUGGAUUGGA
Thamnophis sirtalis is the source of this 905-nucleotide messenger RNA. NCBI's taxonomy places the organism in Eukaryota, Metazoa, Chordata, Lepidosauria, Squamata, Natricidae. The record is from RefSeq and is a predicted model, not a curated record.